UGUUGACAUACCACGUGGUCCGACUUCUCAGUGCCUUUAAGAGACACGUAACAAACUACACUAAGUGUCUCUAAUCGGUCUCCGUCCAGGACUAACCGGUCGACCUCCGUGCCUUGUCUUACUUAACUAGUUUUCACUCGCCGACUUCUAUCGUUCGACUCGAUCGCCCAGUCACUCCGACUCGACCGUUCCUAUUACCGUUGUGCGGAAAGUGCCCAUGCAUGCCCCUGUAAACGGGCGCUAAAUGCUCUCCUAAGUAGACGUGAAAUGACGGUAACGGGCGCCGCGAUGAUGCAAACAAUGCAGCCGUGUUUUGUGGGUUAUCCAUUUCAGGGCAUGACUUCCCCGGCAGGGCAAGGGCGGGUCAACCAGCUCGGGGGCGUCUACAUCAACGGACGUCCUCUGCCCAACCACAUAAGGCUCAAGAUCGUGGAAAUGGCCGCCGCCGGGAUACGCCCCUGCGUCAUCUCCCGCCAGCUGAGGGUCUCCCACGGCUGUGUGUCUAAGAUCCUAAACAGAUACCAGGAGACUGGCUCGAUCCGCCCGGGGGUCAUCGGCGGGUCCAAGCCCCGUGUGGCCACCCCGGAGAUCGAGAGGAAGAUCGCCGACUACAAGAAGGAGAAUCCGGGAGUCUUUUCUUGGGAGAUUCGUGAUAGACUCAUCAAAGACGGCUUGUGCGACCGAAACACGGCGCCGUCCGUCUCUGCGAUCUCCCGGCUUCUUCGAGGGAAGGACGAAGACGAGGAUCCAAAGAAAAGCAAAGAUGCUGUCAAGCAAACCUGUUCGGGCUCUGACGUCGAGGAUGGCUCCGAGGAUGAGGACGACCCUCAGAUGAUGCUCAAGCGAAAGCAAAGACGCUCCAGGACGACCUUCACCGCCCAUCAGUUGGACGAACUCGAGAAGGCUUUCGAGAGGACACAAUACCCUGACAUAUACACACGUGAAGAAUUGGCGCAAAGGACUAAACUCACUGAGGCACGGAUCCAGGUGUGGUUCAGCAACCGGCGGGCGAGGCUCAGGAAACAGAUGGCGUCCGGAAGUAUCACGAAUUUCAACGCAAUGGGCCUCCCGAUGUCUUACCCGUCGGCGCCGUCUUCGUACAUGUUCCAAGGCUUCUCCGACCACGGCUCCAGCUUCUCCUCGCAGUCACAAGACGCCAGCGGGCUGUACCAGGGGGGUUCCGGAGGCCUCCACCAGGGUGCCUUGGCGACGGAGGCGCGGGCGGCCAACAUG
This is a messenger RNA of Penaeus monodon (black tiger shrimp), 1233 nucleotides long. Its product is annotated as paired box protein Pax-7-like. The transcript is spliced from 7 exons. The record is from RefSeq and is a predicted model, not a curated record. Gene Ontology annotation, biological process: anatomical structure development; regulation of transcription by RNA polymerase II. The annotation marks the transcript as partial. NCBI's taxonomy places the organism in Eukaryota, Metazoa, Arthropoda, Malacostraca, Decapoda, Penaeidae. Gene Ontology annotation, molecular function: RNA polymerase II cis-regulatory region sequence-specific DNA binding; DNA-binding transcription factor activity, RNA polymerase II-specific.